AUGUCCCAAAAAGCCCCUCAAGCCUGUAACCCAGCUCUGCAUGAAUGGCGAGCCCCCGAAAUCCUGCAGCCCCUGCAUAACAGCAUUCCCCCCCAGCUGCUGCCUCGGUUUGAUCCAGUUUACGUCGAAUACUACUCUAGGAACAACGCAGGCCGCCUGCACACCCAUGAAGUGCCUAUAGACGAGUUUCGGAAGAACCCCGCGCGAUAUACGAUCUCCUAUGGUCGCGCGACAGGCCCCGAUAUCUUUCGCAUUUCUGAGCAGAAAUGCCCCGUGAAGGGAGGAGAGAUCACAGUCCGAAUCUUUGAGCCUGCGCCCAAGAAAGAUGCCGAGGGCCAGCCGAAGAAGAGAGCGGCUUAUGUGAACUUUCAUGGGGGCGGGUGGGUGUUUGGCGGGCUUAUGGCCGACCAUGACUUUUGUAAGAGAGUGGUGCAUGACCUUGAAGGAGACGUCGUUGCCUUUGAUGUGGACUAUCGGCUUGCGCCUGAGCACCGCUAUCCAAUCCCCGUGGAUGACUGCUGGGCGGCUUUCAACUGGAUUCGGUCUCAGAAAGCAGUGGAUUUCAAUCUCGAUCUCGAUCGAUUCGCUGUGGGUGGUGUUUCGGCAGGAGGUCAUCUCGCAGCAGUCGUGGGCCACCUCUGCCGCGAUGCAGGUAUUCCUCUACGACUCCAGGUAUUAACCGUUCCCGUCUGCGAUUUGCACAGUAGCUUUACCCCCGAAGGAAUAUUUGAACGUGAGAACUGUCCUUACGAGUCCUACCGGGAGAUGGAGUUCACGGCAGCACUCCCGGCAGCGCGGAUGGCGUACUUCCACCGACAUUUCCUUGGGGUGCCUCGCCCAGCACCAUCUGAAGAUGACUGGAAAAUUUCGCCCAUGUUUGCACCGAAUUUUGAGAACCUCGCACCGGCACUGGUGUCGACGGCGGAGCUAGAUCCCCUCUGCGACGAGGGCGAAUGUUAUGCCUCUAAGCUCCAGGCUGCCGGUACCCGCGUUGAGCUGCGUCGAUUCCCUGGCACCCCACACACGUUUGCUGCGCUAGACGGGAUUCUUUCGAGCGGGCGAGAGUAUAAUGCACAGGUGGUUGCGGCGAUGAAGCGGGAGCUCCUCGCCUAG
Penicillium canariense is the source of this 1113-nucleotide messenger RNA. RefSeq names its product alpha/beta hydrolase. NCBI's taxonomy places the organism in Eukaryota, Fungi, Ascomycota, Eurotiomycetes, Eurotiales, Aspergillaceae. Gene Ontology annotation, molecular function: hydrolase activity. The coding region runs from base 1 to 1113 and encodes 370 amino acids. The record is from RefSeq and is a predicted model, not a curated record. The transcript is spliced from 3 exons.